AUGGGAAAAGCGUCAAACGCGAAGCAUAGGAACCACCGAGGCGGCGGCGAUAAGCCCGAGAAGGGUUACACCGGGGACCGUGACGAAGUGGAAUCAGCUGACGAGGGUUCUAGCGAUAGUGACUAUCUUUCGGAGUCGGAAGACGAAGGGACUGACGAUUACAAACGAGGUGGUUACCACCCUGUGAAGAUCGGCGAUUCGUUCAGGAAUGGUCGUUAUCGCGUGGUGAAGAAGCUCGGAUGGGGUCACUUCUCGACCGUCUGGCUCGCGUGGGAUGAAACGGAGAAGCGCUACGUGGCUCUCAAGGUGCAGAAGAGCGCGUCGCACUAUACCGAGUCAGCUCUUGACGAGGUUCAGCUCCUCAGACAGGUGGCGGACGGCGAUCCGCGGAACGACAAGUGCGUGGUGCGCCUACUGGACCACUUCCGCCACUCGGGCCCGCACGGCUCGCACGUGUGCAUGGUCUUCGAGUCUCUAGGGGAAAACCUCCUCUCGCUCAUCCGCCGCUUCCGCUACCGCGGGCUCCCCCUCCCCGUAGUCAGGCACCUCGCGCGCCACAUCCUCACAGGGCUAGACUAUCUGCACAGGCAGCUAUCGAUUAUCCAUACGGACUUAAAGCCCGAGAACGUGCUGCUGGUGCGGUCGAUAGAUGAUCAGCUGGGGAUUGGGGGGAGAAUGGACGGUCCGCCGCCUCCGCCUCCGCCUCCGGUUUCGGUUCCGCGUGGGGGGGAUGGCGCGGGAGCCGGGGGAGGGCGCGGGGGUGGUGCGGGGGGCGCGGCGGAAGGGGGGCCGUUGGCGUCACCAGCGUCGUCGGGACUGACGAAGAACCAGCGGAAGAAGAUGAAGAAGAAAGCCAAGAAGGCCGAAGCUGCUGCUGCUGCUGGCGGUGCUGGUAGUUGCGCUGCUGGGGCACAGGCCGGGGGAGGGGGAGAAGCGGGAGAGGCGGAAGCCGGGGCGGCGGAUAUGGGGGAGAGUGAGGGGGGGUCGCGGAUGGAGGAGAGCAGCGCGGGCAUGGGGGAAGGGCGCGCGGAGGGGAUGGUAGAGGACACGGCGGAUAGCAGAGCAGCAGGGGGAGCGGCGGUGGAGGGAGGGAGGGAGUCGUCCGCGUUAGAAGCUGGUCUGAAAGAGUUCCUAGGGCUCGAAGGUAACGGGAAGGAAAAAGGACCAGGUGAAGGGGUGGGGAUUGGGGCUGAAGCAGGACCAGCGAGUGGGGGCGAGGCAACAGCUGCAACAGCAACAGCAGCAGCGCCAGUAGCGCCAACACUGGGAGGGGGAGAGGGCGUACAAAAGGGGGUAUUUACGUCUUCGUCUUCCAUGGAGGAUUACCUCGGUCUGGCCGACCUAGCUGCGUCUGUUGUUGCCACUGGCACCGGCACGUGCAUCAGUCCUGCUGCUGCUGCUGCUGCUGCUGCUGGUGGUGCGGCAGGAGGUGAUGGAGGAGUGGAGGUGAAGAGUGCAGGGGAGAAAGCUUCGGCAGCAACAGCAGGAGCAACAGCUGCAGGGGCAGAGGCAGCAGCUGCACAAGCGGCAGCAGAGCUUGCAGGGAGGAAGAAACGGCCGGUGGACCUGACAGGGCUGGACUUGAGCUGCAAGAUUGUGGACCUUGGGAAUGCCUGCUGGACAUACAAGCAGUUCACGAGUGACAUUCAGACGCGCUGUUACCAGUGCCCUGAGGAAUGUUUUGAGGCGCCUCAAAACAUUCCAGCGCUCCAGUACCGCUGCCCCGAGGUGCUGCGGAUUGAGGGUUUGACAUUCCGCCCUUUUCGCUACUCCCCAUCACCCCAACCCCACCCUCCCGCCACCACCCAGUUCACGAGUGACAUUCAGACGCGCCAGUACCGCUGCCCCGAGGUGCUGCUGGGAGCGCGCUACUCCACCUCAGCGGACAUGUGGUCCUUUGCCUGCCUCAUCUUUGAGCUCGUCACUGGAGAUGUGCUCUUUGACCCACGCUCAGGCCACGACUUCGACCGCGACGAGCUUGUCACUGGGGACGUCCUCUUUGACCCGCGCUCAGGCCAUGACUUCGACCGCGAUGAGAUCGCCCUAGGAGGCAAGUACUCUAGGGAUUUUUUCUCGCGCAACGGCGAGCUGAGGCACAUAAGGCGCCUCAAGUUCUGGCCGCUAGACCGAGUGCUCACUGAGAAAUACGACCUCCCCCCAGCAGAAGCCACCUCCCUCGCCUCCUUCCUCACCCCCAUGCUUGACUUUGCCCCUGAGAGACGCGCCACUGCCCGCCAGGCCCUCGCCCACUCCUGGCUCGCCGAACCUGAGCCGGAGCGGCCGUUAGGUUCGGCUGGUGCAGGAGGUUCGGGUGCAGACGUAGGGUCGGGUGGGGCGGUGGGUCGAGGGGGUGGGGAGGUGGAGGAUAAGAGGAAAAGGGGGGAGAGUAGGGAGAAGAAGGGGGGUGGGGUGAGGGAAGGGAAGGAGAGUGGUGACAGGAGGGAGGGAGAGAAUGGGGCAUCUGCAGAUGGGAAGGGAAAGGUGAAUGGGAUAGAUGGCGGAGGGUUGAGAGAUAAGAGGGAACGGACUGGAGGAAAGGGAGGGGGUGGAGGAGUGAUGAAUGGGGAAGGUGACGGGAUGGAGUGCGAUUCUGGGGAUGGUGCAAUUGCUGGGCAAAGAGGUGGUAAAGCAGCUGCUAAAGCAGCUGUGACGUCGCCAUUAGUGGCUUCGAUGGCCGCUUCCGGCGGUUUGCCGUUUAACCCCUUCAACGGAGUCAACGGAGUCAACCCUCUCUCUGACGCGCUCCGCGCUCGGCCGCCGACGGCCCUCUCCUGCUCGCUCUCCCAAGGGCUGUCGCUCUCGCUGCUCUCGUCUCUCUCUGCCACGUGGCAGCACGGCAAGCACCGCCUUAGAGCCAGUGCAUCGGACGCAUCUCAGCCGUUGGAAGAACCAUCACAGAAGAAAGGCCAAUCUGGAUCGUUGCUGGAGAGGUUCCCCCUCAAGGCAGCGGUGACGGCGAGUGGGCUGGCGCUGACAGGUGAUACGAUAGCACAGCUGGUGGAGCGAUACCGACGCCGGCAGGCCAAAGAGAUUGAGAUAGAGGCGGCGUCGCCCUGCUGCAGGAAGAGACUGCGGGGAGUAGCGGACAAGGAGCUGUGGCAGCACGAUUUUAUCCGAGCUCUGCGCAUGGCCUCAUAUGGCUUCCUGCUCUACGGCCCCGGCAGCUACGUGUGGUACCAGUGCCUCGACCGCAUGCUGCCCGCUCCCACGCUGACCAACUUCGUGCUCAAGGUGACAGCGAAUCAGGUGGUGCUGGGGCCGUGUGUGCUGCUGGUGGUGUUUGCAUGGAACAUGGCAUGGAUGGGCAAGGCCAAAGACAUCCCUGACAAAUACCGCAGGGAUUUCUUCCCGUCUCUUGUUGAUGGUAAGCUAUAG
Closterium sp. NIES-65 is the source of this 3375-nucleotide messenger RNA. NCBI's taxonomy places the organism in Eukaryota, Viridiplantae, Streptophyta, Zygnematophyceae, Desmidiales, Closteriaceae. The record is from the annotation of a GenBank genome assembly.